AGCUAUUACGCAAUCUUAGUAAAGCCCAAAAAUCAAGGUUCAACUAUUCUCGACUAUCACUUGGUAUGCGGCUCAGUUUCUAUUAGGAAGAGGUGCAACUCUCUAAAGGAAAGUCAGAGCAUCAGCAAACAUGGGAGACUGGGGAUUUCUCUCAGCGUUAUUAGACAAAGUGCAGUCUCACUCCACCGUCAUCGGCAAAAUAUGGAUGAGCGUCCUCUUCAUCUUCAGGAUCCUGGUGCUGGGAGCGGCGGCGGAGAGCGUGUGGGGUGACGAACAGUCUAGUUUGGUUUGCAACACGUUGCAACCCGGUUGCGAGAACGUGUGUUACGACUGGCAGUUCCCCAUCUCGCACAUCCGCUUCUGGGUCAUGCAGAUCCUAUUUGUGUCCACUCCAACUUUGGUGUACCUCGGCCAUGUGGUGCAGGUCAUUCACCAAGAGAAAAAACUCAGGGAGAAGAUAAAAAGCCUUGGCGAGGGCCACAGGUUGAAGUUACCCAAAUACACAGAUGAAAGUGGCCAUGUCACGAUUAAAGGAAACCUGCUCGGCAGUUAUCUGACCCAGCUGUUUUUUAAAAUCAUCCUCGAGACCGCGUUCAUCGUUGGACAGUAUUAUUUAUACGGCUUUAUUAUGAUCGCCAAGUUUACAUGUUCCCAAUCUCCUUGUCCUUACACCGUAGAAUGUUUCAUGUCCCGUCCCACAGAGAAGACUAUCUUUAUCAUCUUUAUGCUAGUGGUGGCCUGUGUGUCUCUGUUACUGAAUGUCAUAGAGGUGUUUUACCUGCUGUUCACCCGGGUGGGAUGCAAGAAACGCUCGCAUCACAUCACUUCGCCAAGAAACCCCGCCAGUUUGCCAUCUUCCUGGCAGAUGACCUCGGAAGACGCUCUGAGGCAGAACAAAAUGAACAAGCAGUAUGAGAGCGGUCAGAGUCUUGGAGGAAGCCUGGAUGGGGCGAAAGAAGAGAAAAAAUUGAUGGAAGACCAUUAGAUUUGGACUUUUGUGUCUCAGAAAUGUAGCAAAUCUGCCAAGUUUUAAGAGAAACAUCUUUUCCAAAGCUCUUAACUGAUUGUCCAGUAUUUUACACACUUGAGAAUAUAACCUUAAUAUAUACUUGUGAAACAAAGUAUAUUGGUAUGGUAUAGAACUCUAUUAAAUGGAUUGUGUUAUUUAAUUAUUUUAUGAUUAUUCUGUGCAUAAUACAUGUUUGGAUAGUUUUGAUAUACUAUGGUAAAAAAUGCUUACUGUUGUUAUUUGAUUGUAUAUAAUGUGUGUAAAUAUUUCAAAGAGUCAGUAGAGACUUAAGCACUAAUGUCCACAUGUCUUGUCUGAUGUUGUCAUUUCCAUUGGCCACAUUUUACGUUACAAAACAGACAGCAGAAAGACAAUGUCCUUGUUUAAAAUAAAACUUUUAAAACAA
This is a messenger RNA of Pimephales promelas (fathead minnow), 1415 nucleotides long. It is a transcript of the gene gja13.1, whose product is annotated as gap junction protein alpha 13.1. Gene Ontology annotation, biological process: cell-cell signaling. NCBI's taxonomy places the organism in Eukaryota, Metazoa, Chordata, Actinopteri, Cypriniformes, Leuciscidae. The record is from RefSeq and is a predicted model, not a curated record. Gene Ontology annotation, cellular component: connexin complex. Gene Ontology annotation, molecular function: gap junction channel activity.